AUGUCGUUUUGGGAUAAACUUACUGGUCGAAAGUCCACCAAACCAGACACCUCUACCUCCGCCCCUACCUCAAAUCCCACCGCGGACUCCUUUCAGCCAACACCAUUCGAUCCCCAAGAAGCACAGGAUGUCUCUUCUUUCUUAACAGGCCCUUCACUGGCAGACCCUUCACAAUUGCACCCACUCGCGGGGCUAAACCAGCAAACCUUGGACUAUUUAUCACUGGAGGAUUCGGCGUUGUCAGAUCUGCCAGGUUCACAAUCGGCAUUGCCAUCGCGAGGCUGGUCCGAUGAUCUUUGCUAUGGCACAGGAGUAACAUACUUAACGGCGCUGACCGUGGGUGGUGCUUGGGGAUUACAGGAAGGGUUAAGAAGGUCCCACGCGCAACCUCCGAAACUCCGUCUCAAUUCAGUUCUUAAUGCUGUAACACGGCGAGGGCCAUUUUUGGGCAAUUCAGCGGGUGUCAUUGCCAUGGUGUAUAAUGGUUUCAACUCAUUUAUCGGAUAUACGAGGGGGAAGCACGAUUCUGCGAACAGUAUCGUGGCGGGCGCUUUGAGUGGAAUGCUCUUCAAGAGCACAAGGGGUAUCCGGCCGAUGAUGAUUUCUGGGGGUAUUGUAGCAUCAGUCGCAGGCGCAUGGGCAGUUACGAGGAAGGCCAUCUUCUAA
This is a messenger RNA of Glarea lozoyensis ATCC 20868, 666 nucleotides long. RefSeq lists its product as uncharacterized. Gene Ontology annotation, cellular component: mitochondrial inner membrane; TIM23 mitochondrial import inner membrane translocase complex. Bases 1 to 666 code for a protein of 221 amino acids. Gene Ontology annotation, biological process: protein import into mitochondrial matrix. The transcript has 2 exons. NCBI's taxonomy places the organism in Eukaryota, Fungi, Ascomycota, Leotiomycetes, Helotiales, Helotiaceae. Gene Ontology annotation, molecular function: transmembrane protein transporter activity. The record is from RefSeq and is a predicted model, not a curated record.